Molecule: messenger RNA, 4221 nt
Organism: Mangifera indica (mango)
Lineage: Eukaryota; Viridiplantae; Streptophyta; Magnoliopsida; Sapindales; Anacardiaceae
Product: protein SPA1-RELATED 2-like
Exons: 8
Coding region: 203-3430 (1075 amino acids)
Biological process (GO): photomorphogenesis; protein phosphorylation
Molecular function (GO): protein binding; protein kinase activity; ATP binding
Source: RefSeq, a predicted model, not a curated record
UCCAUUUCAGGUAAAUACUAUGUCUCUCAUCUGCUCACUUUCUUAUUCAAGGGGGUUUUAGGGCUUGUGUUAUGUAAGACAUUUUUUCCAGUUUUCGCUCUCGAAAUUUCAAUUAGAGUGAAUGGGGACCUGUUUGUUCCAGCCCAGUUCUUGGUUUUGGCUUGAAAUGUGAUGGUCAAACGUAUGAAUUAAUGAAGCUUGUAUGGAUGACAUGGACGAUGGACUGGGUGAUGAAGUGACUUUGGCUGAUGCAGCUGAGGGUUCUCACCCCCAGAAUAAAGAGAAUGAGUAUUCACUGAAACCUGAAAGCUGCAACAAGUUUGAAUCUCAAGAAAUGGCCAUACCAAAAAUCAAUUCUCCCGAUGGCUCAUUUCAAAUACUUGCAGAUAUGUUAGAAGGCAAGAACAUAAAUAGGAUUGUGAGUUCCGUGGAUGCAUCAGAACACCCAUGUACUGGCCUUCAAGAUGUGGAUGAUGCAGGUGUCAUGGUUGAAGAGCUCACUGUGCAAAAAUACAAUAGUUCAAAUUUAGCCAUUGUGGGGACAUCAAACUAUAGGGAAAGAAUGAAGACCAGGCAGUAUCUUCAUCAGCUGGCGGUUGGAUCAGGAAGUGGGAGCUCACACGGUGAUAAGGAAAAGGGUCAGACUAUAUUGAGUGGAUGGGAAGAUAUGGGAGACACUUCUAUUCAUGGUUUCUUGGCUCAGAAACCACUAAAUGAUGAUCACAAUAUUGUCAUGGAACGGUUGACAAAUUCUGAAAAUAAUGGGGUUUCAAGCAAUAUGUUAUCUCAUGGACAUAUGCGAACAAAGAUUUUAUCCAAGUCAGGGUUUUCUGAGUUCUUUGCUAAAACUACUCUGAAGGGUAAGGGGAUGGUAUGUCGAGGUUCACCUUGUGAUGCAUUUAAACAGCCAAGAGAUCUGAAAAAUACCGAGGCAGCUUUUGGUACUACAAUGCAUUCUAAUGAUUCCUUGAUGGCUGCUGGACCCAUUACAGGGGCCUCUAAUGUUUUACCAAAAAUUGUUGAUGGCACCAUGGUUACUUCUAAUUCUUCUUUGAGCUUGGGUGCCAAAGUCGGUGUGCCUUCUUCUGGUAGGCUCAGUGGAGCCAGGCCUGGUAGUUCUGAUCAUGGGGUGAGUUUGAGGGAAUGGCUGAAAGCUAGGGGUCAUAAAGUGAAAAGUUUUGAGUGUUCGCAUAUAUUUAGGCAGAUUGUGGAUCUGGUGGAUUAUUCUCACACUCAAGCUAUUACAUUGCUUGACUUGCGACCAUCAUCUUUCAAGUUGUUGCGAUCAAAUCAGGUUAAGUACCUUGGACCAAUUAGUCAAAAAGAAACUUUACAGGGUGUUACAGAUCAAGAUGUUCCUAACUCGGAGAACUAUCCACACAGGAGAAGGCCAGCAGAGGAAGAAGGGUCUCCUCCUGGAGUUAUAUCUGCAAAGAAGCAAAAAUUUAACAACAUGGGUUUUGUCAGAAGGUGGCCUCCAUUCUCUUCAAGAUCUGGCAUCAAAGUUGAAACAACUAAUGACAGUGACAUAAAUACAACCAGCAUACAGCAUUCUUCAAAUGAUGUUAAGUACAGCAGCACCCUUAUCUCUGAUACAGUGCAACAACAUUUGACUUCUGUAAGUGAGCAAUUGGAAGAGAAAUGGUAUGCAAGUCCUGAGGAGCUUAAUGAAGGGGUCUGCUCUAUUUCUUCGAACAUCUACAGUCUUGGUGUUCUUUUUUUUGAGUUACUUGGUCGUUUUGAUUCUGAAAUGGCACAUGCUGCAGCAAUGUCAGAUUUACGCCAUAGGAUCCUACCUCCUACUUUUCUAUCUGAAAAUCCCAAGGAAGCUGGAUUUUGCCUAUGGUUACUUCAUCCUGAACCUCUUUCACGCCCAACAACCAGGGAAAUCCUACAAUCUGCAGUAAUUAAUGGAUUGCAGGAGUUGUGUGCAGAGGAACUGUCAUUGUCCAUUGAUCAAGAUGAUUCUGAAUCAGAACUAUUAUUUCAUUUCCUGAUUUCGUUGGAAGAACAAAAGAAAAAUCAUGCUUCUAAGUUACAGGAAGACAUUAGAUGCUUAGAAGCAGAUAUCUCUGAGGUUUAUAGAAGGCUGUGUCUGAAAAAUUCCUUGGUUCAAUCUUGCCUGCAAAAGAACUCCAUUAAUGCAAGUGAAAAUAAGUACCUCAUCACACAACCCUCAGGUUCAGAGGUGCAUUUGUCCCCUGUUCUUGAUGCAAAUGAAAUGAGUUUGAUGAGGAAUCUCAGUCAGCUUGAAAGGGCUUAUUUCUCAAUGAGAUCUAAAAUCCAGUUCCCCGACACUGAUGCUACAACACGCCAGGAUAAGGAUUUACUGAAACAGCGUGAGAAUCAGUAUUUAGCCCAAAAGGAGGGAGUGCAAAAUCCCACUGAUGUUCUAGGGUCCUUCUUUGAUGGUUUGUGCAAGUUUGCUCGCUACGGUAAGUUUGAAGUGCGUGGUACACUGAGAACUGGUGACUUGAACAACUCUGCAAAUGUGAUUUGCUCGCUUAGUUUUGACCGGGAUGAAGACCAUUUUGCUGCUGCUGGGAUAUCAAAGAAAAUAAAGGUAUUUGAGUUUAAUGCACUCCUCAAUGACGCAGUCGAUAUUCAUUAUCCAGCAUUGGAGAUGUCAAACAGAUCAAGGCUUAGCUGCAUUUGCUGGAACAAUUAUAUUAAGAACUUUCUGGCUUCAGCUGACCAUGAUGGUGUGGUCAAGAUAUGGGAUGCAAGCACUGGUCAAACGGUUUCACAUUUCAUUGAGCAUGUAAAGCGAGCUUGGUCUGUUGACUUCUCCAGAGUACAUCCAACAAAGUUGGCCAGUGGAAGUGAUGAUUAUUCUGUUAAGCUGUGGAGCAUUAACGAGAAAAACUGUCUAGCUACCAUCAGGAAUGCUGCAAAUGUCUGCUGUGUUCAGUUCUCCACCCACUCCACUCAUUUGCUGGCCUUCGGUUCUGCAGAUUACAGAACCUAUUGCUAUGAUAUUCGGAAUACUAAAGCUCCCUGGUGUGUAUUAGCUGGCCAUGAGAAAGCGGUUAGUUAUGUGAAAUUCUUGGACUCUGGCACUCUUGUUACAGCAUCCACUGAUAAUACCUUGAAGCUUUGGGAUCUUACAAAAACAAGUCAUUGUGGCCUAUCCACAAAUUCCUGCAGCUUAACCUAUAGUGGGCAUACCAAUGAGAAGAACUUUGUGGGGUUGUCUACUGCUGAUGGCUACAUAGCUUGCGGUUCUGAAACAAAUGAGGUUUAUGCUUACUAUAGAUCUCUACCUAUGCCGGUUGCUUCCUACAAGUUUGGCUCCAUUGAUCCUAUUUCGGGAAAAGAGACUGAUGAUGACAAUGGGCUGUUUGUUUCAAGUGUCUGCUGGAGAGCUAAAUCAGACAUGGUAGUUGCUGCCAAUUCAAGUGGGUGUAUAAAAGUGUUGCAGAUGGUUUAAGCGAUGUUAAGCCUGUGACGCCUAUCUAAGAAUUAUUUGUUUAUGUUUUCUCUUGGAUUGCGAUUCUUGAGCUAAAACUGAGAAGUGCACCAGAUAAACUCAAAGAACCAAGAGAUUCCCUUUUUCAGUUUUUUGGCUACUUAUCUCUCUGAUAGAAAGCAAGUCAGCUGAAAGCUCUCUAUGAAGCAUUUAGCUAUUUCAGCCUCAAGUAUUGUGGUUAAAGAAUAGGCAGAACUCACAAGAGUCACUAAUAAUGAAGUUGGAUGCCCAAUUUAUAUGCAGGACUAGUGGACUGGGCAAGGACUAUAUGUAGGCUUCAAAACCGGGAGUAUGAUAGUGCUGUCUGUGAUGGCAAGAGGCUUUACCCGAUGCAUUGGGAUAUAGAAAAGCAAUCGAAAGAUUAAUACACGAUGUAAGCAACCGGAUGGAAAUCAAGGGAUUUCUGCAAGCAGCAUCAAAUAUGUUGAUGGGAAGCAAGAUUAUGGUGUGGAUAUGUGAAUUAUUCUCAGUUCUUCAUGAUAACAAUCAGAGACAGACUUCUAUGCAUUUUUUGUGACCAUGCUGUAUGCUCACAAGACAAGGCAGAAGCAUCUUGGUUCCUCGAAUCAUUCCGAGAAUUCCUGCAUAGGUUGCAUCCGAGAAUUGAAGUUAUAGCUACUAAAGUGAAUUGUAUAUCUUGUGUAUAUGAUAAUUUUGCUUUCAAUAGAUGUGUAGAUCUUAUAUACUGUUCUAUAUCAUAAUUCAAUUUUGUCAGAUUGUUGAAGUGCUCAAUAAAGGUAAUUGUUGCUGUU